Molecule: messenger RNA, 1627 nt
Organism: Carya illinoinensis
Lineage: Eukaryota; Viridiplantae; Streptophyta; Magnoliopsida; Fagales; Juglandaceae
Exons: 9
Coding region: 754-1428 (224 amino acids)
Biological process (GO): regulation of DNA-templated transcription
Cellular component (GO): histone deacetylase complex
Molecular function (GO): transcription coregulator activity; protein binding
Source: RefSeq, a predicted model, not a curated record
AAACCUGUUAUUAGUGGGUGACCGUACGGAACCAUGGCAGGCCGUUUCACCCCUCCAACGGCAGUUGGGACGCAUUUAAUGUGCUGCUACUGACUGCCUCUCUCCCUCCCUCUAUCCGAAGAUUUCCAUCGUUCUUUCUUCUCUCUCUCAAAAAAGCUCUGCAUUUUUCACUACCCACAUUCAAAACAAAAAAUCCAAUCCGAUAUCUUCUACAUCCCUCACCCCUCCGAGAAUUUACGCACCGAAAUCCGAUCCUCUCCCCCACUAGUUUCGUGGUUUCGGCCACUCAAAUCGGUUUGCAUUUCGGCUCGUCUUCUUACCCGAACAGGUGCGGUGGUGGUGAUGUCACUCUAAAUUAUAAACAGGCAUAAGAAAAUAGUGAACUAAACGAACAGUGGAUUCAUUCAUUCAUUGUGAUCAAUCUGAGUCCGUGAAAAGAUAUCUUGGAUGGAAUAGGAUACUCUCCUCGUGGCUCAUCCGCAUUUAUGAUUUAAGACGUCCUUGAAAAAUACGUGUCAGACUUCAAGCACAAAGGAAUCGCAAUUGGAGCUGGAAAAUUAAUGAGUUUGAUGGCCUUGGGAAGCUUGUUUUCAUUAUGGACAUUAAUUCGAGAAGUUUGAUUUUAGUACUACUACAAGCAAGACCCAUUUAGAAGUGAAAAGUGAAGAUUUCGGGAACUUGCAAAAUUUAGAGAUUUUGGGUAUUGGAUAGCGGAGUUUUUAACAAGAAGAAAAUUUGGGAAGGUGAUUCAGAAUGCUGGAGCCUGAGCUUUGUACUCCUCGGAUUCUUUCGCCUUUCCGCGAGGAAAGUGGGGAUGAGGAACUUUCCGUGCUUCCCAGGCACACCAAAGUUAUUGUUACUGGAAACAACAGAACAAAGUCUGUGUUGGUGGGCUUGCAAGGCGUCGUCAAGAAGGCUGUUGGUCUUGGAGGUUGGCAUUGGCUGGUUCUGAAAAACGGCGUUGAAGUAAAGCUGCAAAGAAACGCUUUGAGUGUGCUGGAACAUCCUACUGGGCAUGAAGAAGAUGACGAUCAUGAGUAUGAUAUCUCUAGCAGUAGUUCUGAUAUUGGUGAAAAGGAUAAUGAUUUCUCUACUAGUAUUGAGUUCCACAGACUUAGUAAGCCAAGAAUACGGACAAAGCCUUGGGUAACAUCUGCAUCAGCAAAGUCAAAUCGUGGCUGUUACAGAGAACUUCAAUCCAUCCACGCACCUCAAAGAAGGGUAAACUUGGCCAAAUUGGGUACGGACUCAUUGUGGAGAUAUUGCAGACACUUCAGUCUUGUGAGCAGCAAUUUUAAUCCAUCAAGGGACCGAUUGUUUAACGCCGCCCAGCGGCAUUACACUCAGCUAGAAGUGGACGAGGCACAAGUGAUCCCCGAAUUUGUUCAUGCUGCCAAGAGACAUAAGUCAACUGGCAAACUGAGAUAAAAGGGGAAUUGUGAAUGUUGAGAGCUUGUAUGAUAAUAUACAUAUAAGUCUAUUGACCCCUAACCUUUAAGAUGUGAUCCAAUUAGUAGACUAAUAUGAGAGAGGAUAGUUAGCCAACCAUAUCUAAUCUCUUUCCUGGAUUCUAACCCUGUAAUAUUUGACUGAUGCCUCGUUAUUAUUAUAUCCUUAUUUUCCCGUA